Naegleria gruberi is the source of this 2721-nucleotide messenger RNA. RefSeq lists its product as uncharacterized. Gene Ontology annotation, molecular function: protein binding. The record is from RefSeq and is a predicted model, not a curated record. Bases 1 to 2721 code for a protein of 906 amino acids. The transcript has a single exon. NCBI's taxonomy places the organism in Eukaryota, Heterolobosea, Eutetramitea, Acrasida, Naegleriidae.
AUGGAUGACUUGCUCUCCAAUCUCUCACCCGAGGUUUAUCAUGCUCUCAUGACAGAAAUGCGAAACGAAAUGGGUGAUCACGGUCUACACAACUACACAGAACAAGCCACUGCCUUUCAACCUCCAACUACAAAUCAAGUUUCCAAGGAAAGAUUUACACGAGCAGCCAUUCUCAAACAUCAUUCAACAGCAUUGAUUAAAUAUCGACCAUCGGAAGGGGAUGUUUGUGCAUGGAAGGAUAGAGGACAAGUGUGGAAAGGUCAGGUUGUGAAAGAUUUGGAAAUUGUAAAGGGAAUGGAAUUGAUUCAGAUUGAACAAUUGAAACUCUCACCAAAUAAUUCACCAAAUCAUCCAAAUAGAGGGAAAUAUUUAUUUGCUAGAAUUUGUCAACCAGUGUUUAGAAUGACAUCAGUGAUGACUAUUGUAGAAAAUGGGUUGACUGAUUUAAAUACUAAUAUUGUUCAAUUAGCUAUUUACAAUUAUGGAAAAGUUAAUAUAUCUGAAGAGUUUAGAGUUGGUAGAUAUGUCAUUAUUAAGAAUCCAUAUUACAAAAUCUAUUCGGAUGAAUGGCCAGGAUUGAGAAUUGACAAUCCUAAUGAAUUGUUUUUUGUGGAUGAUCAGAAAAUUAUUUCACAACUGAAAGAAUCUCACAAACAAAAAGUAGAAGAGUUGACUGAACCUCCAAAAUGGAAAAUUAUUGUAACAGAUUAUGUAAUGACAGAAAGAGUUUUACAUUCUGGAUUUAUUUACAAUGAUUCUUCAAUUUUCUAUUGGGGAGGUAUUUCUCAUACAGAAAAGGAUUUGAUUUCUCGACAAAUGAGUGAAACUUUUGGUGAAUUAAUCAUGUUGGAUACUUACUCGAAUAUACUUAUUACUCCAGUGGUUAGUGGAGAAAUUCCUGAAGCUGGAAGAAGAAAUGGACAUGUUUUCAUUUCUGAUUUUGAGGAAAAGUAUGCUUAUUUAAUUGGUGGAGGAGAUGAUGGAGUUAAUGAUGGAUCCUUUCGACUCUGUUUAAAGACAUUCGAAUGGAAAAAGUUAAAAUUCAAGUUUAAUUUGGUUCUUUCAUGUGCAGCAAGUGUUCCUGGAUUUAUUUACAUUUAUGGAGGUAGACAGUAUUCAGGUGAAUUAUGUAAAAAUGUUGGAACCUUUUUCAGAUAUGAUAUCAAGAAUGAAAAGCUUCAAAAAUUGAACAUUUCCAAACCUUGUCCUUCAGACAAAUCAAAAUCUUGCAUGACUAGUAUUUGCAAUGGAAAAUAUUUGAUUUUAUAUGGUGGAGAUGGAUCAAGAUUGGAUUCUUUGAACGAUAUGUGGCUAUUUGAUUGUUCUUCUCUCGAAUGGAUUGAAAUUUCUAACAUUUCCAAGACUAAACCACCUCCAAUGACUCACUGUGGUUGGUCUAAAGUGAAAAUCAAUGGAAAGGACAGGGCUUUAGUGUUUUAUGGGGGUACAGGAAUGAAUGGAGUGGCAAGUAAUGAAAUUUGGUCACUCGACUUGAAUACAUUCAAUUGGGAAAAGGUUCUGACUACUUCAAAGAAUAUGGAAGCAUUAACUGGAUAUUGUAAUCAUGUUUCAAAAAUGAGAUUGUAUGUUUAUGGAGGAAUGGAUAGAUUGAAAAAAUUAAGCAACAAGAUUUAUUGCUUUGAUUUGAGAUAUCACUUUAGAAAUUUGAAGGAUAAUUUGGAAUUGUAUGAUUGGCAAUGUGUGGAAUGUCAAAAAUACACAACACAAAAGACCAAAUGUGGAAAGUUUUCAUGUUGCUCUGGUAAAUGUGAGGAAAAUUAUAGCAAAAAACAUCCAGAACCUGUUAAAGAUAUUCCACAACAGAAAAUUCCUGAACAAUCAAUGAAAGAAAUUAAAGAAUCAUCAAGUGAAUCAUUAAGAGAAGUGGAAUUAAGAGAACAAGUGGAAUUGUUACAAUUUGCAUUGAAAAGAAAAACAAAUACAAUGCACCAGCUCAUCGACCAAGUCUCUGAAAUGGAUAAUUUGAAGAAAACUCUUUCAGACAGAGAAUUUCAAGUUCAGAAUUUGGAGAUUUCAGUAAAGGAUUUGACACUUGAACUCAAUCGAUCCAAGUUCAAUUUAGAAAAUAUAUCCAAAGAGUUGAUCACAUCCAAUUUAAAGUAUGAAAAGAGAAUGGAAAUUUUACACCAAGAAAAAUCACGAUUGGAAAAUGAAAAUAGACAAUUCGAAAGGAAAGUUAAGGAAAUUGAUUCAAAGAAAAGUCAACAAGUGGAAAAGAAAGUUCAACAAUUAGAAACUAAACUUAAUGAAAUGACCCAAUCUAACAAGCAAUUAGAUUUGGAAAAGGAAAAUCUCAAGAAAAAGACUGUAGAACAAUCGAAUAUCAUUCAAAAUCUUCGACUCUCCAACACUAAUCUCGAACAACAAGUUUUAAAACUUAAUAGGGAAUGUACUCAAUUGGAAACUCAAACUCAUCAAUUUUUAUGUGACUUGGAGGAGAAGGAAAAGGAAAAUCAAGAUUUGAUUGGAAAACUUGCUAAAUAUUAUGAAGAUUUAGAAUCACAAGAACCCAAAGUCAAUAAUCAUGAACAUUUACAUCAACAAGAACUAUUUGAAUGUAUUAUUUGUAUGGAUAAUAAGGUAGAUCAUGUGAGUGUUCCGUGUGGACACUUAUUUUGUUUGGAUUGUAUUUCCAAUCAAGUCAAUUGUCCAACAUGUCGAGGAAAGAUUGAAUCCAAGGUAAAAAUUUUCCUAAACUAG